AUGGCCUUCACCCCGGAUACUGUGGACGAUCUCAUCACUCAACUUUCGACGGAUCCCGACCCCUCGCGCGAAGCCGUCGCGUUGGAGCUCGGCGUGCUUCAGAGCAUAUAUGGGGAGGAAGCCGUCCAACUAUGGAAACCCCCGUCGCGCGAACGUAGCAAGUCGCCGGACCAUCGCCCAGGAGUACAAAACAUAGACCGACAACACCCAGAUCCCGGGACGAUCCGAUACGAAGUAACCCUGGAGAUUGACUCUGUGGACGGUUCAGAGCAGUCGUACCCCGUCAACAUCCUCGUCUCUCUCCCACCAAAGUACCCGACCUCUGCCCCUCCUCAACUACAGCUCCUCUCGCGAUAUAUCGGCCCAUUUGGCGUCGAUGCCCCGCUCUUUGGAACUGUACUGCGGACGUACAUAUCUCAGGGCGCGGUCGAGUGGGCACCGGAUGGGGAGUGCGUAUUCGAUGGGCUGGAGUGGGUGAAGGAGCGUUGUGUGGAAUGGCUUCGUGAACGUUUCAGCGAAAGAAAGGUAGGCCAGCUGCUGAGAGAGGACGAGAGGGCGCGUGGGCAUGAUGCAUUGAGGCAUGAGAGCGAGGACAAGACCGGCGAUGGGGGAAUGGUCCACGCGGCGGUGGUUGACACACCCGUGCAGAUGCCCACGGGCAUCAACAUCUUUGAGGCGGAGCCUAUCCAAGACCGCAAGAGUUCAUUUGUCGGCCGCGCGUGUCGUAUAACCGAUCCUGCGCAGGUCCCCAUCAUCCUCGCCCACCUCAUGUCAGACCGCCGUAUCGCCCGCGCGGCUCAUCCUAUCAUCAACGCAUGGCGGUGUCGCGUCGGCAGUAUUCUGCACCAAGACAACGAUGACGACGGAGAGACCGCAGCUGGCGGGCGUCUGGCACACCUACUACAGAUCUUGGAGGUCGACGAUGUCCUCGUAGUCGUAACGCGCUACUUUGGCGGCAUUCAUUUAGGUCCGGAUAGGUUCAAGCAUAUCAACCAAGCAGCGCGUAACGCGCUCGAGCUCGGCGGGUUCUUAGACGUUACUAAUGACGAACACGGAGGACGAAGACAUGGAAAAUCUGGAAGGGGCGCCACCAAACGAUGACAAUGUAUGCAUCUACGCGGCCUAGCUUGUACGCAGGGUUGCGCCUUUUCGUCCUUCCUCUCAGGCAUAUAUGGCU
Molecule: messenger RNA, 1177 nt
Organism: Dichomitus squalens LYAD-421 SS1
Lineage: Eukaryota; Fungi; Basidiomycota; Agaricomycetes; Polyporales; Polyporaceae
Exons: 6
Coding region: 1-1101 (366 amino acids)
Biological process (GO): regulation of translational initiation
Cellular component (GO): cytoplasm
Molecular function (GO): protein binding
Source: RefSeq, a predicted model, not a curated record